AGAAUCCCUAGGCGUCCUUGACGUGUCCGCCAUCAAUGCAUUAAGCCGCUGUGCCGAAUUUGAAACCGUUUUAAACGCAAUUUUUAUCUUUUACUACCGAGAAAAUCGAAAAGAAAUAUGGCCGAUAGUGAUGAUGAGUACGAUAGAAAAAGGCGCGAUAAGUUUAGGGGCGAAAGGGCUGAGGCCACAUACAGGGGUGCAGAAAGGGUGCAAAGGCCCAGAGAAGAAUGGCCUGAACGCGAGGCUUGGUCAAGGCCAAGGCAAAGGGAGUACAGGGCCGGCGGUAUUCGCGACCGAGGCUAUUCUCCAGGGUUGGAACCGGCCGCCAAAAGAAUGAGGCACGAUUAUUACGGCGAAAGUUACUACAACCACUACGCGCCCUACCAUCAGGCAGCGCACAGAGCUAAUUUCUUCAGAGAACCGGCGGCACCCGCCGCCAUCGAAGGCCAACCGCCUCCGAUGAUGUCUUUUAAAGCUUUCCUGGCCACGCAGGACGACAACAUCUCGGACUCGGAGGCCAUCGAAAAGUACAACGAUUACAAGUUGGAGUUUCAGCGGCAGCAGCUUAACGAGUUCUUUGUCGCGCACAAAGACGACGAAUGGUUCCGGGUUAAAUAUCAUCCUGAAGAUUCUAUAAAGCGCAAGGAAGAGCAAGCUGCUUCGAUGAAGAAAAGGCUUGAGGUAUUCAUGGACCUGCUCAAUUCCGGGUCCAUAGAAAAAGUCACAAUCGACUGUCCAAAAACCACGGAACUGUUGAAAUUGUUGGACACUGUCGUCAUAAAACUUGAAGGUGGCACGGACGAGGAUUUGGCUUUGUUGGAAAAAGAAUAUACAGAGAUGGAGGAAAAAUACAAGGAACAAAAAGCCAAAGAGGAGUCGGACAAAGAGAAGGCCGAAAAGCAGGCGGCUUUAAAAAAAGAGGAGGACGAGAAAAAGGAGGAAAAAACGUCGGAAGAACAGGGAAAAACGAACGGAGAAGAUUCUUCCAAGCACGACGAAGAAGACGACGGGGAAAUAGACAAGAGCACAGACAAAGUAGAAGGCGAGGAAAACGAAGAAGAAAAAGAGGAAGAAAAAAAAGAAGUGGAAGCUUCCGAAGAGAAGGAAAAAGAGGACGAAGAAAAAAUGGAAGUUGAGAAGGAGAAGGAAGAGAACGGCGAAAAAGACAAAGAGGAGGAAGCCGUUGACAAAGACGAAGAAAAGGUGGAAAACAAAUCGUCGGAUAAAGAGGAGGAAGUCGAGGAGGAGGAGGAGGAGGAGAAGAAGAAAGAAGAUAAAGAGGAAGAGGGGGAGGAUAAGGAGAAAUCGGAAAAGAAGAAGAAGGAGAAAGUAAAACGCAAGCGUUCGUAUUCCGGAAGCAGUUCGUCUUCUUCUUCCUCGAGUAGUAGUGAUGAGGAGGGAGAAAAGAAAGAUGAAGAUGAGGAGAAAAAGGAGAGUAAGGAGGAUGAGGGGGAGAAAGGGGCUGAAGAUGAGAAAAAAUCAGAAAAGCAGGAAGACAAAGAGGAGGAAAAGAUCGAGACGAUAGAGGACGACAAACCGGAAAAACCGAAGUCGCUGCACAAGACGACGUCGAUAUUUCUGCGCAACCUCUCGCCCACCAUAACCAAACAGGAGGUGGAGGCCAUGUGCGCGCGUUACGAGGGCUUCCUGCGCGUGGCCCUGGCCGACCCCCAGCCGGACCGCCGCUGGCUAAGGCGCGGCUGGGUCACGUUCAAGCGCGAGGCCAACAUCAAGGAGAUCUGCUGGAACUUGAACAACAUCAGGUUGAGGGAGUGCGAGUUGGGCGCCAUCGUGAACAGGGAUUUGAGCAGGAGAAUCAGGCCUGUGAACGGUAUUAGUGCGCAUAAAAAUGUGGUCAGGUCGGACAUAAGGAUUUCCGCUAAAGUCACACUGCAUUUGGAUAAUAAGAACGGGUUGUGGCUGGAGGAGGAUAAGAAGGAAAAACAGCAACCGACCUUCGGUCUGGUAUCGAACAACCCCGUGUUACACAACAUAACCGACUACCUGAUCGAGGAGGCGUCCGCCGAAGAGGAGGAACUCCUCGGCAUCGAACCCUCGUCGGAGAACCUCGACUCGACCUCCACGGUCGAGAGGGACGAAUCCCUGAUCGCGGUCCUCGACAAGAUCCUCCUGUACCUGCGCAUCGUGCACUCGGUCGACUACUACAACCACUGCGAGUACCCGAACGAGGACGAGAUGCCCAAUCGCUGCGGCAUCCUGCACGCGCGCGGCCCGCCGCCCGCCUCCAAGACGGACGUGACGCAGUUCACUGGCGCCGCCGUCGAGAGCAAGAUGGCCGCCUUCCUGCCCGAGAAGGCGGCCAGCGCGGAGAGCACCUCCAACGAGGCCAAGCUCGUGGCUUUGUCGCUGAAGGACGUGGACGCCGAGGUGGACAAGUUCGUGCAGGCGAACACGCGGGAGCUGGCCAAGGACAAGUGGCUGUGUCCGUUAUCGGGGAAGAAGUUCAAGGGGCCGGACUUCGUGCGCAAGCACAUCUUCAACAAGCACGGCGAGAAGAUCGAGGAGGUGAAGAAGGAGGUGGAGUUUUUCAACAGCUAUCUGAAGGAUCCCAAGCGGCCGAUGUUGGUCGAGGCCCCCGCGCCCAAAAGGGAGGAGCCGCCGGCUUACAGCCAUCCAAACUAUGGAGGUGGUGGUUCUUAUGGAGGUGGAGGAUAUGGUAGACCCCCUCCAUACUACAACCAAGGAUUUGCGCAGAGGUCCAGGGGUUAUCCUCAGAGAACAAGGGGAAAUCCCGGUGAUUUCAGGCCAAUCAUUCAUUACAGAGAUUUGGAUGCUCCAAGAGAACCCGAAGAAUUUAUAUAAGUUAAAUAGUUUUUAAUUUUUUCGUAUCAGUCAGUGUAUUAAGCAUUAACUACAUACUUUUAUUCUAUGUACUUGAUUAGAGUUUUUUAUUUGACUUGCCUAUUAUAAAUAAAGCAAAGUAAUAAGUUCAA
Messenger RNA from Brassicogethes aeneus, 2954 nucleotides. The record is from the annotation of a GenBank genome assembly. NCBI's taxonomy places the organism in Eukaryota, Metazoa, Arthropoda, Insecta, Coleoptera, Nitidulidae.